Molecule: messenger RNA, 3259 nt
Organism: Anas platyrhynchos (mallard)
Lineage: Eukaryota; Metazoa; Chordata; Aves; Anseriformes; Anatidae
Product: solute carrier family 2, facilitated glucose transporter member 11-like
Biological process (GO): dehydroascorbic acid transport
Cellular component (GO): plasma membrane
Molecular function (GO): D-glucose transmembrane transporter activity
Source: RefSeq, a predicted model, not a curated record
CGGGAGGCGCCCUCCUUGCCCGGCAGCGGUAAAGCCCCGGCCUCUCGAGGGCACCUCGAGACAGAGCCGCUGUUGUUCGCGGACUGCAGCCAGAACCGCCGGGUCGGGGAGGGCCUCCCCUGGAGCAGCCAAAUCCUGAUCAGUAGCUGAAGUCUGUAGCUAACUGGCGACUGAAGGGCAUGCUUUCUGCUCCGAUGUAAAUGAAGAAAUUGAAAGUGGUAUGAAAUGUAUUACCGGGAAACUUGCUGUUGUGAGCUACUUAACUGCUGUCGUGGCUUCGUAAGACUUAGCGAGCGCUGGACGUUUCCAUCUAAAGAAAGUCGCGGACUGUUGAGAAGAAUCCCAUUGGCUAGAGGUGGACCCAAAAUUCUUUGUUUUCAUACAAUAACAGCUUCAUCUCUUUGGCACCUUUUGUUCCUGUAGUGUAGUUUAUUAAAGUUUUGCAAAGGAAAUCUAAUUCAGCCCAUGAUAAGAAUGGAGUACCAGCCCCUACUGAGAGGGUCUAGCAUGCGCAGCAAGUAAUGGAGGUAUCCUGUCUAACUGGACCAAGAGGACAAAUGCACUUUGACUGUGGUGGCACUGGGUUCCAAAGCAGUAUGAAAGAUCCUGCUGAUUUCCAGAAGGGUUUCGUAUGAAUUUGUGAAUACCUCCUAUCAGAAGUAUUCUGUGUCAGACAAAAGUGCCAGAAAUCCCAUAUAAAUAGCUCUAUUAAAAUCUGCUUUAGAAGGAUUAACAGAAUAAAUAAGAUAAAUAAGUAACAUUUUCCAGUUACACCUGUGACUAAUGUAGGCCAGAAUACUAAGGAUACUUACAGCAGUCCAUCACAAGGUAGCUUACUGAGAAAGGCCACCUUAGAGAGGCAAAAAUGUUGCAUCUGUAGGGCCUGAGUACCCAUCAAAGGUAUUUUCACCCACUGGUUGUGAAAUAUGUAGUAUGCCAGAAAUAGAGGGAGAGUCCAGGAAGUUUGUUCAUCUGUGAAGUCUUUGUUUGCUGACUAAGAACAGGAGCCUCUGAGUACAGAUAUGUGUCAGUUCAAGAGUUUCUAAAGGCAAAUUUUAGUAUACCAAACAUGUACAAUGACCAUUUCAAAAUUUUGACAUGUGAAUACUGUAAGAAAGGAAGAAGAAAAUCAGAGUUGCAGAAGGGCAUACAUAGAAUGCUAUGCUUGUAUCAUCAUUUCUUUCUGCUGCAGCAUAUUCACAGGUUCUUAAAUGAAACUUGGAUUAGCCGUUAUCACAUGGAAUUAAGUCCAGAUUUGUUGACUUUUCUUUGGUCUGUCAUUGCUUCUAUAUUUUCACUUGGAGGUCUUUGUGGAGCCCUUAUUGGAGGCAGCAUGGCAAUUCGGCUAGGCAGGAAAGGAGCUCUUUUGAUGAAUAAUAUUAUUGCAGUACUGGCUGCCAUUUUAAUGGGGAUCAGUUUUCCUACUGGUUUGUUUGAGUUACUGAUUGUUGGAAGAUUUUUAAUUGGUAUAAAUUCAGGUAUUGGGAUCUGUGUGCAACCUCUGUAUAUUGGGGAGGUUGCCCCAAAACAUCUUAGAGGUGGCAUGGCCAUGGGUAGUUCCAUCUUUCUGACUGGGGGGAUUCUGACAGGACAAAUAAUUGGUUUGAGGGAAUUACUAGGUGGAGAAAUGUAUUGGCCUCUUUUGCUAUCCAGCAGCUCUUUUCCAGCAUUUGCCCAACUUUUAUUCCUGCCGUGGUUUCCUGAAAGUCCCAGAUAUCUUCUUAUUGACAGAGGUGAUGAGCUGAGCUGUGCCAAAGCUUUGAAGCGAUUUCAUGGCUCUUUGCAGUAUCAAAGGGAGAUGGAAGACAUACAGCAGGAAUGUUUUGCCUUGGAUGGGGAAAAACCCAGGAAGCCCUGGCAACUAUUCACUGAUCGUGGUGUGAGAUGGCAGCUCAUUACUGUGAUUGUCAUGACUAUGGGCCAGCAGCUCAGUGGGAUAAAUGCUAUUUAUUUCUAUGCAACUUACAUUUUUGAACAAGCUGGGAUCUCAGCAGAAAAAAUCCCAUAUGUGACACUUGGCACUGGAGCUUGUGAAUGUCUCACAGCCCUCACCUGUGGUUUACUGAUCGACUACGUGGGAAGAAGAUAUCUUAUCAUUGGCGGAUACCUCCUUAUGAUCUUUUGGAGCAUUGUUUUAACAUUCUCUCUGACUUACCAGGAACUGUACUCAUGGGUGCCUUAUGUGAGCAUGACAUCUAUAUUUGCCUUCAUACUGAGCUUUGGGUUGGGACCAGGUGGCAUAACAAAUACCCUGACAGCUGAAUUAUUUAUACAGUCUUCACGUCCUGCUGCUUACAUGAUAGGAGGGACUAUUAGUUGGAUUAGUUUCUUCACAAUUGGAAUGCUCUUUCCCUUUAUAGUGAAAGGACUGAAGCAGUAUUGCUUUCUGGUGUUCUUACUGGAGUGCUCCUUAGUUGCUGCUUUCAUCUUCCUCGUAAUUCCUGAGACAAAAAACAAGUCUUUUCUGGAAAUCAAAAAGGAAUUUCACAAGCUUAAUUUUGGAGGAAAAAACAAAGAAAAGGAAACAGAACUUUAUGAAAGAAGACAACUCCAUGAUGAAUUUUAAAUCUGUGUUAUUCCACAGCUGUUAUAAAACUACUUCAAUGAGAACUAUGAAUGCUGUCCUCUAAAUUAGCGAUGAACAAGUAGUUUAUUACUUCCUCCUGUAUAUUUAGAGGAGGCUUAAUUAAAAGGUGAGUUAAUCUUUCUGAAAUGCUGUUAAGACAGAUACUGAUGAAGUGCUAUUAAAACAUCAUAUAUGAAGACUCGAUGUUUAGUUACAACUUGAUGUUGUAAGAAAUGCUGGUGGAGGUUGAUAAAUUCCACUCCUCCUGCCUCCAGCAGACUUUGUCAGACAGGCAAUACAAAUCAGUAGCUGUUAUUUCUAAUAACCUCACUUCAAAUUCAAUUAUCGAGCAUAUGUUAAUGCUUUACUGAAUAAAGCAUACCUAGUCUUCUGAGGCAUUAAAUCCCAAACAUGAACUUCUGUGAAACUGGUAUUUGAAGAAUUCUAGUCAAUUUAUUAACUUGAGGUAUUUAGUUGCUGUUUUUCAUUUAAAUAACUUCUCUGAAAGAUUUAAGGAGAUUCCUCCUCCAGUUAUAUUGCUGUAACCGCAGAAAGACACAGGCAUUCUAUAUCAAAGAAGUAAAGGCAGGACAACACCUAUGUGAAUUUUUCUUGUAUUAUCUUAAGUAGUAAUGAUGUUUAUUCCAAAGGUUUGUUUUUUAAAGGGUAAUAAUAAAAGUUUCUGGCACUUGA